Cetraspora pellucida is the source of this 267-nucleotide messenger RNA. The record is from the annotation of a GenBank genome assembly. Lineage: Eukaryota; Fungi; Glomeromycota; Glomeromycetes; Diversisporales; Gigasporaceae.
UUAGAAAAUAUAAAUAAAUUAGUAAAACUAGAAAAAAAUACAAAUAUAAAUCAAUAUUUAGAUGAUUUAUUAACAUUAUUAAAAGCUUUAAAACAAAACCAACUUUUUACACCAGAUUCUUCUAGUAUAUUUUUACAAAAUCUAAAUUCAGAAAGAGAAAUAUAUAAAAAUUAUAUUAAUAAUGAUGGUAAAGAAAAAAUUUCAGAAAAGCUAGAUUUAGAAAUAUUUAAAACUUCUGAUAAUUUUAAUAAACUUAAAAAAGAAUAG